UUCGGACAAGGGCCCGUUGUCCCCUAGUGAUACUAGGCGACAAAUCUUUGAAGAAGUAUCGGAGACGCCGUUGCAAAGACAAAGGCAAGAACAUCAUCAUCAUCAUCAUCAGGAUCUACAUGUAAACAAUCAGGCCGCGUGUGACACCCUCAGCCCCACGCUGGCCAGGCGCGGCGCCCCACACACCAGAACACUUCCUGCCACAGCUACACUCCCCCACACCAGCCGCAAGGCAGCCCCAGCCAGGCUCCACACCCUCAGGUCAGCCUGUGACACCCUCAGGGGAAUGCUCACGUUUUUGGGAUUGCUUCAAAGCUUGACGAGACACCUCUCCCAGGCUCCCUCCUUCACGCUGGACCACCCCUGGAGGAGGACUCCCUGGAGCCUGCCAAGGAGUACAGGGAUGCUGACAUCAAUGAGGCUAUACACGAUUAUGAACCAGUUGGUGAAGGGCUGGAGCCUCCUCCAAGCACCCCUGUGUGACAGUACAGCUGGUGAACCCACUCAGGACCAGAAGGUGAUGAACCAGUUGGUGAAGGGCUGGAGCCUCCUCCGAGCACCCCUGUGUGACAGUACAGCUGGUGAACCCACUCAGGACCAGAAGGUUGAUGAGGGUAAUCUUGAGAGCCAGCACCAGACCCUGGCGCCUCCUCCACCCCGGCCAGGAUCCCUCCCCCAGGGCCCAUGGAGCCACCAGAGGUACCUGGUUUUUAGCUUACUAAUUGGGUCAUCUGAAGCACGGGGUCGCUGCCAGCCGGGCCAGGCGCCGCGGGACAAUGUGGCGCUGGAAUACUCCAGUAACAAUGGGCAGACGUGGGCAGCACUGCAGCGCUUGGAGCCUCAGCACACUACUCGCAGAAAGGAGCCGUUCUUCGUCCCGCUCCCACCCGCAGCCCGCACCAGGCACACUCGCUUCCGCUGGUGGCAGGCGCCUGGGGACAUGCUCUUAGCAGACGAACCUUUUCCUGAGAACUGUGCAAUGUACGGUCGCCCUUGAACACUUGCAAUUCCCUGUGCAAGACACUUCACAGCCACAUCGCAAUAGGACGGAACAGGCUUUGCUGCUGUCCUCAAGAGUUGUCCAGAAUGGCAGCCAUUCACCAGUGCUGGUCUUCUGCCAGCCCCAGUCUUGGAAAUCAGGGGUGUCCAGUUGGACUGAUGUCGCUUGCCUCCAGAAGAAGCAGGUCUGCAGCAGCGCUCUGAGGAUGUGUUGAUACAGAGCUGCUUGUGUUGGUGGCAAGUCUUCCAAUUUCUUCUUCCCGCUGGUGAACAGUUUAUGCCUUGCUUCAUUGACUCCUUCCAGGCCACAGCUCUUGCUGUACAUGACUACGACAAAGCGUUCUAGCUUGUGCAUGUGUUGAGAUUCAAGGCUGAGCUCAUGCGGGUCUCUAGUGAGGGCUACCAGAGUCUCUGUCAUUCCCGAGGUAUUCUGCCAGGCUGACCAGGCUGU
Molecule: messenger RNA, 1450 nt
Organism: Eriocheir sinensis (Chinese mitten crab)
Lineage: Eukaryota; Metazoa; Arthropoda; Malacostraca; Decapoda; Varunidae
Exons: 8
Coding region: 287-997 (236 amino acids)
Source: RefSeq, a predicted model, not a curated record